CACACCGGCCCAGGGUGGUGGUCGCGCGCGGCGUUGCUGGCUAUACCGCACUUGGCACAAGUGCUUCCCGUGCCAGGGUGACAUGGAAGGACUGCUGACAAGAUGCCGAGCACUGGCCCCCCACAGCCACCAUCUCUCUGGGUACAAGCCCCUCAGAUUUUACUGUUCCCCAAGCAGAGGGCGGCGCAUGGUGCUGUCCCGUGUAUUCCAGCCCCAGAACCUCCGGGAAGACCAGUGGCACUCCCUGGAGGGCAGAUCUGGUGAGCUGACCUGUAAGAGUCAGAAGCUGAUGCUGCGGGUGGGCUUGAUCCACCCAGCCAGCCCCGGCUGUUACCACCUCCUGCCCUACACCGUCCGAGCCAUGGAGAAGCUCGUGCGGGUGAUAGACCAGGAGAUGCAGGCCAUCGGGGGUCAGAAGGUCAACAUGCCCAGCCUCAGCCCGGCAGAGCUCUGGCAAGCCACCAGCCGGUGGGACUUGAUGGGUAACGAACUGCUACGACUCAGAGACAGACACGGCAGGGAGUACUGCUUAGGACCGACUCAUGAGGAAGCCGUCACAGCCCUGGUCGCCUCCCAGAAGAACCUGUCCUACAAGCAGCUUCCAUUCCUGCUAUACCAGGUAACGAGGAAGUUUCGGGAUGAGCCCAGGCCCCGCUUUGGUCUUCUGCGCGGCCGAGAGUUUUACAUGAAGGACAUGUACACCUUCGAUUCCUCCCCAGAGGCCGCCCGGCAGACCUAUGGCUUGGUGUGUGAUGCCUAUGGCCGCCUGUUUGACAGGCUGGGGCUGCGAUGCAUCAAGGUCCAGGCGGAUGUGGGCAGUAUUGGGGGCACAAUGUCUCAUGAGUUCCAGCUCCCAGUGGAUGUCGGAGAGGACCGGUUUGCAGUCUGCCCCAGCUGUAACUUCUCGGCCAACGUGGAGACGCUAGACAUGUCACAGACGAACUGCCCUGUUUGCCAGGGACCUCUGACCGAAACCAAAGGCAUUGAGGUGGGGCACACAUUUUACCUGGGCACCAAGUACUCUUCCAUUUUCAAUGCUCAGUUCACUGACGUUCAUGGCAAACAAUCCCUGGCUGAAAUGGGGUGCUAUGGCUUGGGUGUGACUCGGAUCUUGGCUGCUGCCAUCGAAGUUUUCUCUACAGAAGACUGCGUCCGCUGGCCCAGCCUCCUGGCCCCUUACCACGUCUGCCUCAUCCCCCCUAAGAAGGGCAGUAAGGAGGAGGCGGCGGCAGAGCUCACAGGGAACCUGUAUGACCACCUCACCGAGGUGGUGCCGCAGCUGCGAGGGGAGGUCCUGCUGGACGACAGGACCCAUCUGACCAUUGGGAACAGACUGAAAGAUGCUGACAAGCUUGGCUACCCGUAUGUGGUCAUUGCUGGCAAGAGGGCCUUGGAGGACCCUGCACGUUUUGAGGUUUGGUGCCAGAACACCGGUGAGGUAGUCUUCCUUACCAAAGAAGGAACCCUGGAAUUGCUGAGCCAAGUGCAGGUAGUCUGAACCGCAGCGCCCAGGCCCAGCCCCACUCCCCUGCAGCUGUGGUGUUUAUUUGAACAGCACCCAGCUCCAUACUCCUUGGGGCUGGGCUCUCCAGAAAUAGGGAAGCUUGUGGCAAGUGAGAUGUGUUAGGGAAUCAGUAUUCACCUAGUAUUUUGUUCAAACUACAGUUGCCCUUGAACACCAGUGGCAUUACUUUGCUAUGGCGGCCCUUUGGCGUCUGGGGAGGACACGUCCAUCUCCAUGGUUGUGUGAACCUAUGAUGUGGAGCCUACCUGUCCACGUGUCAGUGGACCCAGCAGUUCAAACCCAUGUUCAAGAGUCAGCUGAAUCUGUAGUUCCAGUCACUGACUGAUCCUUCGGACUGGUUGAGCAGCAGUCUACCAGUCCUUUUAUAUUCCACUGUGGCCACUUCUGAGGAGGCAGGGAGCUCAGUUCCCUCGGCCUUCAGGUGAGUCACUUUGGUCCCAGUUGUUUCCCAGCGAGGAUGGGAGUAACUGGCGGCCAAGGCCCUCCUGCUCCAGGGGCUCUUGCUGCAUCCAGUCUAGAGAACAAGCCCACCAGCCUCCCCUCCCCAGACCUCGGUUUCCCCAUCUGUGAUAUGUGAAAAUAAACUACUUCUGAGUUUUUAAGCUGUCACUGGCCAGUUCCACGAGAGAUUCGUGACAGGCAGAUCUGCUUAGGACGUGGGCCCUCCACCAUCCAUGAUACACAGAGAUUUGAUAAAAUCCACUGGUGGCCAAAACCACCUCCAGAGAGCUGGCCCUGUUAGGCAGCUUAGCACUGAGGCCAUGUUGUAGCCACUGAAUAAAGUCAGACUGUUGGAAUGAGCCUUACAUGUGAACCUGAAACAGCGGUGACACCUGCCGUUUAACAGCACAGCAUCUUCCUGUCUUGAGACUUUGUUCCUACUAUGUCUGUACUACACUCAAAAGAAAAUUGGGUGGUGUUUCCCCCAAGUAGCAGGGACAGCAGGCUUCAAAUACCUGUCCUAGGUACACACACAGCUGGAUCCUGGAGCUGUGAGAGCUUUCUCUCUGGGUUCUGGAAAAUUGGGAGCAGAUUCAAACUCCCACAGCAGUGCUUCCUGCUUUCAUCAUGCCAGGUCACCACUGGGAACAUAGUUUGCCAUGACAUGUCCAAAUCUAACAAGAAUUAAUCAAGGCCAAGCUCCUUGAUUAAUAUCCCCUCCUGAAAACAGGCCUGGCAGUGCCUGGAAGUGGUUUUCCCCUGGCUCCCUAGCACCUUCCUGUUUGGCAUUAAUCUCUCAGCACCCACCCAGCACACGUGUGAGGCCGCGCACCUUGAGCCGAUUCUUUAGGCUCUGCAGUUACCUUGACCAGUUGCUCCGCCUGCAGCCUGUUAACUCACGCUCAGGUCUCCUAAUGUGUAGUUCCAGCCCUAGAUUCACAGACCUGCCGCUGGACCCAGCCUUCAGGCCAGUAGAUUUUGAGAGCAGACCUAGGUAAACUGACCUGUCAGGGCGCGUUGCCAGGUUCUGGGGUGUGGCCUGGGCAUCAGGAAUUUCCUGACUCCCUACAUGAUUCUAAUGCCCAGAAUCCACUGAGCUUCCAGUGUAAGGCAGCUGUCUCCUGAGCCUGUUUGUGCUUGGGCCUUCCUUUGAGUGGUUUCAGUUGUGUGUUAUCAGACUGAUGUUAGCUUUUCCAGCUAUCUGGUCAGCUGCUAGGGCCUGCUGUGUGCCACUGUGCUGUGAGGCACUUUAAUAUCGUUUUCAGACUGAAGGUCAGUGCUGUUAUUCAGAAACCUGUGACCAUUUAAGCACAAGGAUGCAAACCUACUAAAUACUGGAGCUGGAAUCUGAG
Condylura cristata (star-nosed mole) is the source of this 3318-nucleotide messenger RNA. It is a transcript of the gene PARS2, whose product is annotated as prolyl-tRNA synthetase 2, mitochondrial (putative). The transcript has 2 exons. Gene Ontology annotation, biological process: prolyl-tRNA aminoacylation. The record is from RefSeq and is a predicted model, not a curated record. The coding region runs from base 83 to 1498 and encodes 471 amino acids. Gene Ontology annotation, cellular component: mitochondrion; cytoplasm. NCBI's taxonomy places the organism in Eukaryota, Metazoa, Chordata, Mammalia, Eulipotyphla, Talpidae. Gene Ontology annotation, molecular function: ATP binding; proline-tRNA ligase activity.